AGUCUGACAGCUCCGGAGCCGAGCAGGGGCCCUCGCAUCGGACCCAGUUUGAGCAAGUUGAGCGCAGGAUAGGCAGACAGACUAGCAGGCAGGCACCGCUGCAGUUUGAUGGGCGGAGGGAAGGCAGGGCCCAAGAGCACUGCGGCCAGGAAGCGGCUCGAAUUACACUGGGGGUGCUGGAGGGGUGGGGGGGAGAUGACACCCACUGGAGUGAAAGAGGAGGGCAGUGUGUGUGGAGACGUAAGGAGGAGAAAAAACCUAGUAAACCUGACAAAGCGUCUGAGAAACCGUGCGAGGACUGUCGGCGGAAGAAGAGACGGAGACGCAAAAAGACGCUCUUUUCACCAGGGGGAACGCGCACUGAUGGAUUUAAUGACAUUUUGCAUCGGACAGCUAUUCUCUCGUACACUGUAAAACCAAGUUCCACCUCCUUUUGUAGCUGCAAACUUUCUAUUUAGUUGACAAGUGCGCUGCUCGGGAACACUGGGCAUGUUUUGCGCCCUAGAAGAAACUUGGUGACGGGGAGGAAAGUUUCGGGGGGACAGCGCAAUGGUUUUUCGAGCUGUGUUCGAAGGAUAAAGUCGGAUUUCUCUGCAUGGCAUUGGACUACACUGCCAGUCGCGUUUGGAAUAUAUUCUCUGAGUUGACUUGAUGCCGGCUGAUUGUGGAAUAGUAAACUGAAAAAAGGCAGCGCCUCGCAGAUUUUCUUUUUUCUUUUUCUUUUUUUUUUUUUUUUUGGUGCAUUGUGGAGUUGGAGACAUUCCUCCCUCUGGAUUCAGCCCAUGCUCUCUCCUCCCUUAUCAGUGCAUGCCAAAACAGAGAUCUCCACGAUUUCAGUCCUCCCUGCCCAGGUGAUUGGGUGAAUUCCAGUGAGUGACAGGCCGACCCCGCAGCAGUUGAUGGUUGGGCGGACCCCCUCAGAUGGGAUCAGUGUCCAGGGGGAGGUGGAGAAGGGGGGUAUGGGGAGCACUUGCCCCCACUAACGGGAUGGCCUCGUGGGCCUGGCUGCUGGCCGCCGUCCUUCUGUCCCUGCUGACUGUCAGCGUGGCCCGGCCGCCCCUCACCGCCACAAAGGAGGAGGAGGCCACUCUGGAACCUGAAGAAGCAUCGAACAAAUACCAAAUUUCUAAGCCCACGGUGUGCUCAGUGCACCCGGGGGAGGUGUUGAAGCUCAACUGCCCUCUGCCGCUGACGGGGACCAUCACCUGGACCAAAGACGGCAGCUCUCUGGGCACCAACAACCGCACCCUGAUAGAGCAGGAGGUGCUGCAGAUUCGUGAUGCCACGCCUAAGGAUUCGGGCCUGUACGCCUGCACCAGCGUGGGCAAAGACACGGUCUGCUUCAUAGUGAAUGUCACAGAUGCCAUCUCGUCGGGGGAUGAUGAGGACGAUACAGAGCGAUCGGAGGACACAGGGGCGGACGGAGAACAGAUAAGCGCCCCAUAUUGGACCUCGUCAGCAAAGAUGGAGAAGAAGCUGCAUGCGGUGCCAGCUGCCAACACAGUCAAGUUCCGUUGUGCUGCAGGAGGCAACCCCCGGCCCAAGCUGCGCUGGCUAAAAAACAGCAGGCCUUUCCGCCAAGAAGACCGCAUGGGAGGGUAUAAGGUGCGUAGCCAGCACUGGACCUUGAUCAUGGAGAGCGUGGUGCCGUCAGACAAGGGCAACUACACCUGUUUGGUGGAAAACGAGUUUGGAGCCAUCAACCACACCUACACCCUGGAUGUAGUGGAACGGUCCCCUCAUCGGCCUAUUCUCCAGGCUGGUCUACCGGCCAACACCUCUGUAUACGUUGGGGAGGACGCCCGCUUUGUCUGUAAGGUCUAUAGUGAUGCCCAACCUCAUAUCCAGUGGUUGAAACAUAUCACUCAGAACGGCAGUCGCUACGGUCCUGACGGCCACCCCUUCGUCAGAGUGCUGAAGACCGCAGGUGUUAACACCACAGAUAAGGAGAUAGAAGUUCUCUACUUGCCCAAUGUAACAUUUGAAGAUGCUGGGGAGUAUACGUGCUUGGCGGGUAAUUCUAUUGGGAUCUCCUAUCACACUGCUUGGUUGACGGUGCUUCCAGCCGCAGAGAAAAACCCAGAGCCCCUUCCCCCAGACUAUGUGGAGAUUGCUAUAUACUGUGCAGGCGUCUUCCUCAUCGCCUGCAUGGUGGGCAUCGUGGUGGUGUGCCGCAUGAGGAACACUGCAAAGAAACCCGACUUUGGGGGUCAACCAGCGGUCCACAAACUAAGCAAGCAGAUCCCUCUGCGCCGCCAGGUAACAGUGUCGGCAGACUCAAGCUCUUCAAUGAACUCCAGUACGCCGCUGGUACGAAUCACCACACGACGGAGCUCUGCACAUGAUGAGCCAAUCCCUGAGUAUGACCUUCCUGAGGAUCCACGCUGGGAGUUUUCCCGAGACAGGUUGACCCUGGGUAAACCCCUAGGUGAGGGCUGCUUCGGCCAAGUCGUAAUGGCAGAGGCGCUUGGCAUCGAUAAGGACAAACCCAAGGAGGCUGUAACUGUCGCUGUCAAGAUGCUGAAAGAUGACGCCACUGAGAAAGACUUGUCUGACCUGGUGUCAGAGAUGGAAAUGAUGAAGAUGAUCGGCAAACAUAAGAACAUCAUCAAUCUUUUGGGGGCCUGUACACAAGACGGUCCUCUAUAUGUGAUAGUGGAGUACGCAUCUAAAGGCAACCUUAGGGAGUACCUACGAGCCCGCCGGCCGCCCGGCAUGGAAUACUCCUACGACAUCGCCCGUGUCUCAGAUGAACAGCUCACCUUCAAAGAUCUGGUCUCAUGCACUUAUCAGGUGGCACGGGGCAUGGAGUACCUAGCUUCACAGAAGUGUAUACACAGAGACCUGGCAGCCAGAAACGUCCUGGUCACAGAAAGCAACGUCAUGAAGAUAGCUGACUUUGGCCUGGCCAGGGACGUCCAUAACAUCGACUACUAUAAAAAGACGACCAAUGGUCGUCUCCCGGUGAAAUGGAUGGCUCCAGAAGCGCUGUUCGACCGGGUCUACACACACCAGAGUGAUGUCUGGUCAUUUGGGGUGCUGAUGUGGGAGAUCUUCACCCUAGGGGGCUCCCCCUACCCUGGCAUUCCUGUCGAAGAGCUCUUCAAGUUGCUCAAAGAGGGCCAUCGCAUGGACAAGCCUGGCAACUGCACCAACGAGCUGUACAUGAUGAUGAAAGACUGCUGGCAUGCCAUCUCAUCCCAGAGACCCACUUUCAAGCAGCUUGUAGAGGAUCUGGAUCGCAUCCUCACCCUCAGUACCAAUGAGGAGUAUCUGGACCUGUGCGCUCCAACAGAGCAGUAUUCCCCCAGCUUCCCCGACACUCGCAGCUCCUGCUCCUCCGGUGACGACUCUGUGUUUUCCCACGACCCCUUACCGGAUGAGCCCUGCCUCCCCAAGUACCAGCACAUCAAUGGAAACGUCAAAACAUGAGCCUCCACCUGUCUUCUCUACCCCAGUUUGACCUACCCCUAGUCUUACCCCGCCACUUCCCAAAAACACACACAGCACAGACACCCUCUCCGAAAUCCUCCCAACCUCCUGCCCCCCCAUCACCCCCUCUGGCUCCCAGUGGACUAACGGACCCAGACGGGACUGGGCUGGUGGCAGCGCUGCUGUCACACACUCAAACUGCCAUGCACCUACACUACAUUCUCACAUGAGGUCUUACGGAGAGGACAGGGACCGUACAGAAGCUGUUUUUUUACUGACUGAAUGAACUGAUGUUCCCAAGGGACCCUCUUUUUUCUCUCCCUUCAUAUAAACACAAAGACUUCUCUUUUUUGACAUUGUUUGGUGAUCCCAUUCCAGUGGCUGGCAUUCCAAGACUGUUAUUCGCUCCUGGAGGAAUGUAUGGACCGAAGUGAACUUAAAAACAAGGGACUAGAAGAGGAUGAAUAGGAAAAGGAGUAAGAGAGAGAGCUUCGACUAACAAAACAGAGGAAUAGGAGGAGAGCACAUAUAGAAACUGCUCUCUUGUUUAUUUUGUAAUAUUGAUGCAUUUCUUUUUCAGUUCUCUUGAUAAACCUUCCCAAUUAUUCUGGAGAAAGAAAAUACACAGUAUAAUGUAUAGUGCUGGGUAUAUUUGUAAAUAUAUUCAAAUAUGUAUAAAUAUAUAUUAUAUAUUUACAAUGAA
Molecule: messenger RNA, 4135 nt
Organism: Scomber japonicus (chub mackerel)
Lineage: Eukaryota; Metazoa; Chordata; Actinopteri; Scombriformes; Scombridae
Gene: fgfr2
Product: fibroblast growth factor receptor 2
Exons: 18
Coding region: 922-3432 (836 amino acids)
Biological process (GO): positive regulation of kinase activity; fibroblast growth factor receptor signaling pathway; multicellular organism development
Cellular component (GO): signaling receptor complex; membrane
Molecular function (GO): fibroblast growth factor binding; ATP binding; fibroblast growth factor receptor activity
Source: RefSeq, a predicted model, not a curated record